GCACUCACGCCCGGAGUUUACCUGGCGGAAUCUUUCAGCCUCGUGCCUCAGAAAGCAUCCUGAACCCGCAUGAGUGGAAAACUAAAAGUCUUUACUUUGAUUCAUCGAGCGAUAACUCUUCCUGUACGCAUGCCUGAUUCAUCCUGAUGCGCGCGGACACGCAGAGGGCGUGUCACAGGCGUUUAAAUGGGCGGAGCGACGUAGAAGUCGCUCAUUAGAGUCGCAGCCAAACAGCUACUGGGGGAGAUUUUUAAAAUCUGUUUUUAAAAAAUAUGAGAUUUUCAUUUUAUCUGUGUGUUUUUGUCUGCGUCACGCGACGGUGGAGCGGCGGGAGAGUCGCGGCUCUACCUGGUACAGUGCAGAACUGCUGUGAAGGAGACAUUCUCCUUCUGCUGGACUCCUCUGGAAGUGUAACAAACUAUGAGUUUUCAGUCUUCUUGCGCUUCGCCUCUGAUUUGCUCCGCCCCUUUUCAUUGGGCCAUGGAAACGUCAGAGUUGCUCUGCUCCAGGUCGGAACAACUCCUCACACCGAGUUCAAUCUGGACGUCCACAGCGACCAGGAGAGCCUGCAGGACGCCCUGCGGGGUGUCCGGCAGCUGCAGGGCGACACCAACACUCCCUCAGCCCUUCAGGUCGCUAAGAGACUGCUGGCGGAGACGGAGGAGGACGCGCCGAAGGUGCUGCUGUGGCUGACGGACGGAGUGGAGUCGGGAGACGUGGACGAGCCGAUGUCGGAGCUGAAGGCUCACGGGGUUUCCGUGUUAAUCGUUUACACAAUACAUGGUAACCACCAGGUGAUGCAGCGAGUCGUCUCGCCUCCUGCGGAGUCACACCUGUAUGCUGUGGACUUGAACAGCAUCGACAUCAUCACAGAGGACCUGAGGGAGGCCAUCAUCCAAAUACUUCGUGCGGAGAGACUGAGUGUGACAGACCUGACCUCCCAUAGUGCCAUGCUUCGGUGGCGCCCCGUUCUCAGUGCAGACAGUGGCUACUAUGAUCUGUGGUACAGUUCUGUUGGAAAACCUGAGAUCAGAGAUGUUCUCCCGGGUGACUCCAGCAAAGCAAAGCUAACCAACCUGCUGCCGGAAACCACAUACACGGCGUUCCUGCGACCCGAGUCCAACCACAGCCCGCUCAGCACUCUCUCUGUGACGUUCACCACGCUGCCUGGUGGGAGGAUUUCAGAUGUUUUAGGUCCAGCUGAGAUUUCCUUGUCAGAUUCUGGCCCACAUCAGAUCCAGGUCAGCUGGGGUCCCCUGCAGCCAAAGUGGGUGCAAAGAUACACCGUGGAGUUUGGAGCUAUUCCUUCUGGAGAGGUCCGUACUGUUUCGUUAGACAGUCAGAGAUCCUCGACUUUACUGACUGGUCUUCAGCCAGGAACCCAGUACCUGGUUACAGUCAACUCCAUACAUGUGGACGGAACAGAGAGAGCCAUGUCUGUGAGGGCGUGCACUCAAGAAGCUCUUCCUGCCCUGACUGACCUUCAACUGUUCACAAUGGAGCAAUGGGACAUGGAGGGUGAAGAUGUUCAAGCAGUAUGGCAAGCUCAUGAGGAAGAUUUGAAAGGUUUCUGGGUCAGCUGGGAGACAUUAAACUCCCAGAACUUCCUCUCAGACGUCUCCACAUCGACUGUCUAUCUGCCUCCAACUACACACGCCACACGUCUCACCCGCCUGGCGUCGAACAGUCGAGUGUGUGUGUCUCCGGUCUACAGCUCGGGUCGUGGGGAUGGGAUUUGCUGCACGGUUAAGACGCAAAGCAGUUGGUUGGGGUGAACAUUGUGUAACCUACUUUUUUUCUUAUUGAGUAAAGAGUAUAUGUUCUUA
This is a messenger RNA of Oryzias melastigma (Indian medaka), 1826 nucleotides long. Its product is annotated as von Willebrand factor A domain-containing protein 1. Bases 273 to 1775 code for a protein of 500 amino acids. NCBI's taxonomy places the organism in Eukaryota, Metazoa, Chordata, Actinopteri, Beloniformes, Adrianichthyidae. Gene Ontology annotation, molecular function: protein binding. The record is from RefSeq and is a predicted model, not a curated record. The transcript is spliced from 5 exons.